Messenger RNA from Sphaeramia orbicularis (orbiculate cardinalfish), 3745 nucleotides. It is a transcript of the gene lrig3, whose product is annotated as leucine-rich repeats and immunoglobulin-like domains 3. The record is from RefSeq and is a predicted model, not a curated record. Gene Ontology annotation, molecular function: protein binding. NCBI's taxonomy places the organism in Eukaryota, Metazoa, Chordata, Actinopteri, Kurtiformes, Apogonidae. The transcript is spliced from 19 exons. Bases 1 to 3327 code for a protein of 1108 amino acids.
AUGUGUUCCCAUACGCAGCCUCGCAUUUUAGCAAGGUUUGCCGUGGUUUUUCUCUUGUUUUUGAGACUACAGCGUGGAUGUGCUGCCGACUCCAGGACGUGUCCCCCUCCCUGCGCGUGUUUUGGGGAGCUUUUGGACUGCAGUCGGCUGAAAAGAGGCCAAAUUCCACCAACCAUCCCAGAAUGGACAGUUCAGCUGGACCUGAGCCAUAACAAAUUGCAGGUGCUUGACAGUGCUUUGUUUUCCAAACUACAACAUCUAACUGAAAUAAAGUUGAACCACAAUGAGCUGGAGGAGAUACCUGAUUUGGGCCCUUACGCUUCGAACAUAACAUCCCUCGUCCUAGCAAACAACAGGAUCACCAGAAUCUCUGUGGAGCAGCUCAGGCCCUUCCUUGCUCUGGAAACCCUGGACCUCAGCAACAACAACAUUGUGGAUAUAAAGGCCAGCUCCUUCCCUGCUCUGCCGCUCAAGAACCUGUUCCUAAACAACAAUCGCAUCUCAUCUCUGGAGACGGGCUGCUUCACCAACCUGUCCAGCAGCCUGCAAGUUCUUCGGCUCAACCGCAACCGCCUCUCCUCCAUUCCGGCCAAGAUCUUCCAGCUCCCCAACCUCCAUCAUCUAGAGCUGAGCAGGAACCGGGUUCGCAGGGUGGAAGGACUGACAUUCCAUGGCCUCCACGCUCUCCGUUCACUGAAGAUGCAGAGAAACGGCCUCAGCCGCCUCAUGGAUGGAGCCUUCUGGGGCCUCAGCAACAUGGAAGUCCUGCAGCUGGACUACAACAACCUGACAGAGGUGAGCAAAGGCUGGCUGUACGGCCUGCUGACUCUGCAGCAGCUCCACCUCGGCCACAACGCCAUCAGCAGGAUCCAACCUGACGCCUGGGAGUUCUGCCAGAAACUCAGCGAGCUCGAUCUUUCGUCCAACCAUCUGUCCAGACUGGAGGAAUCCAGCUUCGUUGGCCUGAGCCUGCUGGAUGAGCUCCACAUCGGGAACAACCGUGUGAGCUUCAUCGCAGAUGGAGCUUUCCGUGGCCUCUCCAACCUGCAGAUGCUGGAUCUCCAAAAUAAUGAAAUCUCCUGGACCAUUGAAGACAUGAACGGGCCGUUCUCUGCCUUGGACAAGCUGAAAAAACUAUUUCUGCAGGGGAACCAGAUCCGCUCGGUCACCAAGAAGUCUUUCUCUGGGCUGGACGCACUGCAGCACCUGGAUUUGAGUAAUAACGCAAUUAUGUCCAUCCAAGCAAAUGCCUUCUCACAGAUGAAGAACCUGCAGGAGCUGCGCCUGAACACCUCCAGCUUGCUGUGCGACUGCCAGCUCAAGUGGCUUCCAGUCUGGGUGGCAGAACAAACCUUCCUCUCCUGCGUCAAUGCCAGCUGUGCCCACCCGCAGAUGCUGAAGGGCAGGAGCGUGUUCUCCGUCAGCCAGGAUGACUUUGUGUGUGAUGACUUUCCAAAGCCUCAGAUAACUGUGCAGCCAGAGACCCAGUCAGCCCUCAAAGGGACCAAUGUGACGUUUGUGUGCUCGGCGGCCAGCUCCAGUGACUCUCCCAUGACCUUCGCUUGGAAGAAAGACAAUGAGGUUCUGAACGACAUGGAGAUUCACAACCAGGCCCACCUGAGGGUUCAAGGAGGAGCAGGAGGGGAGACGGAGGUGACAGAGUAUACAACUACACUGCAGCUACGCAAUGUGGAGUUCUCCAGCGAAGGGAAAUACCAGUGUGUCAUCUCCAAUCACUUUGGCUCCUCCUAUUCCACCAAGGCCAGACUCACCGUCAACAUGCUCCCUUCCUUCACCAAGAUGCCCAUGGACUUGAGUAUCCGUGCUGGAGCGACAGCCAGGCUGGAAUGUGCUGCCGUUGGUCACCCCUCUCCUCAGAUCGCCUGGCAGAAAGAUGGAGGAACUGACUUUCCUGCCGCCCGUGAGCGGCGCAUGCACGUCAUGCCUGAGGAUGACGUCUUCUUCAUAGUAGAUGUCAAGACUGAAGACAUUGGCGUUUACAGCUGCACGGCUCAGAACACAGCAGGAGCCAUUUCCGCAAAUGCCACAUUAACAGUUCUGGAAACACCAUCUUUCCUGAGGCCGCUUAUGGAUCGCACUGUUGCAAAGGGUGAAACUGCCGUCCUGCAGUGCAUUGCUGGUGGAAGCCCUCCCCCGAGGUUGAACUGGACCAAAGACGACAGCCCUCUGGUGGUGACUGAACGCCACUUCUUCGCAGCCGCCAACCAGCUCCUCAUUAUCGUUGACGCUGCUGAGGCUGAUGCAGGGAAAUACACCUGUGAGAUGUCAAAUGCUCUGGGCACAGAGAGGGGUAACGUCCGUCUGGCUGUCAUACCAAACCCCAACUGUGAUCCCGGUGUGCAGGGCAGUGUUGGGGUCGGCAUCAUGGGCGGGGCUGGAUCAGAUGAUGACGCAUGGGCCACUGUAGGCAUUGUCAUUAUAGCGGUGGUCUGCUGUGUGGUGGGCACGUCCCUAGUUUGGGUGGUCAUCAUCUACCAUACCCGUCGGCGGAAUGAGAACUGCAGUGUCACAAACACAGACGAAACCAACCUUCCCGCCGACAUCCCCAGUUACCUCUCCUCCCAGGGCACCCUUGCUGACCGACAGGACGGCUACAUCCCAUCAGAAAGCGGUAGCAGCCAUCAGUACAUGGCAUCAUCAAUCAGUGGCUUCUACCUGCAGCCCAAAGACAUGAACGGUCUUUGUCAGCUGGACACAGGAAGUGAAGCAGACAUGGAGGCAUCCAUUGACCCUCUGCUCUGCCAUUAUCAAGGUCCAAUUGGUUCACUGCUACGGAGAGAUAUCUACUCCAAUGACCCAUCAGACGUCUAUCCAGGCAGCUCAAUCGACCAAAGGCCUGUGUGCAUAGACUCCUACAGUGGCAGCCUGCCCAGCUCUAAAAGGAGGGACUACUUCCUCUCGGAGCCGUUUGACUCCUCUGUCCUGAUGCAGCUCCCCAGCGCUACUCUCCACAACGGGCUGGCCAACCACCAGAGUGAACGCCACCCACCUGUAGAAGAUGGAGAUGUGAAUGAUUAUGGACAAACUCUUGAGUGUCUCUCUCCUUGCAACACCUUCAUGGGAACAUUUGGUAAAGCUCCCUGGAGGCCCCAGCAGGAUCUGUAUCCAGGAUUCGGCCCAACAUCAGUGACGCAUAAUGGAAUAACUCUACAUGAGAACCCUUAUGCUGCACCGGACUCCGAGUCAGACAAUGAGGAGAACAGUUACACCAGGCACUUGGGGUUAGACCAGAGCAACAGUGUUUACGAACAGCCUUUUGACAGCAGCAGGACUGAAGCCAUCCCACAGAGCAGAACAAGCACUUAACCAAGUGACUGAGCUCCUGUUUGCUCUUGUUUUUCAUGAAGAGGACCACCAAAAAAAUUUCUACCUCACUGAAUGGACAUUUGCAAUAAAGGACUCCUCAGAUGUGCAACAAGUGAAUGUAAAGGACAAUUUGAUGUUCCUGCAGAAAUGGAGCAUAUUCACAGCUAUUCUUCUGUGAUGUAAUUAAAUAAUAUAGAAGAAUAUAUACAUUUUUAUAUAAAGUUUAUUAUAUUUUGUAAAGUGUAUAUAAACAGAUUACAUUAUUUUUGCUUACCAUUCCUGUAUAAGUAAUUUGCAGCCCUGUCUAUGUAGUUAUUCCAGCCUGAGGUUUUUUUCUUUUGUUUUUGCUUUGAAUGAAGCAAUGUUUUGCACAUAUGUAAACGUAAUAAAAACACCUUAAUGUGUGCUGCUACAUUCA